AUAAAUCAAAAACAAUGUCGACUUAUAAAACCAAAACCUUCACUCUCUUCAUAGCAACACUACUACUCUCGUCCUGCAACACAGCCGCAAACACCACAAGGCAACCGUUAUUCCCAGCGAUUCUAAUCUUUGGCGAUUCAACAGUUGAUACAGGAAACAACAACUACCACUCACAAACGAUCUUCAAAGCUAGACAUCUUCCUUAUGGAAUUGAUCUCCCAAACCACAAACCCAGUGGAAGAUUCACAAAUGGGAAAAUCUUCUCAGACAUUAUCGCAACAAAACUCAACAUCAAACAGUUUGUUCCUCCCUUCUUACAACCAAAUCUCUCCGACCAAGAUAUUGUAACCGGAGUCUGUUUUGCAUCAGCUGGUGCGGGUUACGAUGACCGUACCAGUCUCUCCACUCAAGCGAUUCGUAUCUCGGAACAGCCAAAGAUGUUCAAGAGUUACAUUGUUCGUCUGAAAAGUAUCGUAGGAGACAAGAAAGCUAUGGAGAUCAUAAACAAUGCCUUGGUGGUUAUAAGUGCAGGUCCUAACGAUUUUAUCUUGAAUUAUUACGAUAUUCCUUCUAGGCGUCUAGAGUUCCCUUACAUUUCUGGUUACCAAGACUUUGUCCUUAAGAAGCUUGACAACUUCGUGCAGGAGCUUUACAGUUUAGGUUGCCGAAAAUUUAUGGUUGGGGGUUUACCACCAAUGGGUUGUUUACCGAUUCAAAUGACUGCUAAAUUCCACAACGCACGAAGGUUCUGCUUGGAACAAGAGAACCGAGACUCUGUCUUAUACAAUCAGAAACUUCAGAAGCUAUUACCUCAGAUCGAAGCAUCUCUUAAAGGAAGCAAAAUCCUUUACUCCAAUGUCUAUGACCCAAUGAUGGACAUGAUGCAAAACCCUAGCAAAUACGGGUUUAAAGAGACGAAGAGAGGAUGUUGUGGAACAGGGCAUUUAGAGACGAGCUUCAUGUGUAAUGCUUUUUCUCCAACGUGUAGAAAUCACUCGGAGUUUUUGUUCUUUGACUCGAUUCAUCCCUCGGAAGCUACCUACAAUUAUAUGGCCAAUUUACUGGAUACUCAAAUCCGUGGAUGGCUUGCCUAAGUCCAAUGUCAUAAUUAUAUGGGCAAUAUAAAUUUUCUGGAUAUCAACUCACACUACCAAAUCAGUUCACUUUUCACUUG
This is a messenger RNA of Camelina sativa (false flax), 1174 nucleotides long. RefSeq names its product GDSL esterase/lipase At2g24560. The record is from RefSeq and is a predicted model, not a curated record. Gene Ontology annotation, molecular function: hydrolase activity, acting on ester bonds. NCBI's taxonomy places the organism in Eukaryota, Viridiplantae, Streptophyta, Magnoliopsida, Brassicales, Brassicaceae.